CGGGUCUUGUAUACUCAUCACCGCCAUCUUCAGUACAGGUCGAUAUAUGCUGAAGUCUUCGCUAGACUCAAAAGCUCAGGCAAUACAAGCUUCCAAUCCAGGUUACACCACGCUGCUUGCAUUGGUUGGUUGACUGACAUCACCCUCACCUCAGCCAUGAGUGGCUUACAUUGGCCAAGGGUUGACUCGGCCUGGAAAGAGGCUCAACAUACCCAGUCUCUCAUUCAAUAAUACGUAGACUUUCCCAGAUUGAGCAUGCUUCUUCGUCGAAAAGGCCUUCUCCACCACCUUUCUUGCCGCUCAGGAACAUGCGUCGCCUGUCGUACAGGUAAAUGAAUCGACGUCUGGGGCGUCGCAGUCUUCAGGAGAAUAAGUAUUACAGAGUUACAUCGACAUUCAACUAAGCCAAGGUAUAACCCUCUCUUUCCUUUGGACGGCGCUGUUUCAGCAGUCAACGGUCUUCCCACCACUAGGCAAUAUGGCCAUCUCAGCAGACCUACUUUUCAAUGUUGUUUUUUUUCUUCAGUGCCUCAUUACCAUCAUCCUCCUGGUCCGGACGCCGAAGGGCUCCAUUCUACGUUGGAUAUGCCUUCCUUCGCUAGUGUACAUGGCCUAUCUAGAAGGCGUUCUCAUGAAGAUCUCCAACCACGGUGGCUUUUUCAAAGCCACGGCUGGCGGUCUGCCGUUCACCACGAUCAUUCAAUUGAUCAACCUUCUUCUGGUUACCAGCAUUGACUUUACAGAGCAGCCGGGUACACCCAAGGGCAAACUAGUAUCGGCAUUUUUUAUACUCCAGACCCUUCGUGGAAUCGGCACUCAAUGGCAGGCGAAAAAUGUUCCUGAAUUUCCAUUGGUGUUCAAAAGAAACCCACCUAGCCGAGCCCAGUUUAUACGAAGGCAGAUGGCAAUCGUAAUGGGGGAGGCCCUUACCCUGGUUCUUGUGCUCAUGUUAUUUGUGCCGUACAUCAAGUCGGAUCAUAAUGGGGCCUACCUUUACGGACCAGGACGCGAGUUUUUGUACGCAGAUUCUAGCAUUGAACAGUUGCUAGCACGGGUCAAAGCGGCAUUCGUUUUCGGUCUUCCAGGAUUGAUGGUCUUCCUGGACUCCACAUACCGAGUGGGAUCUGUUCUCGCUAUCGGGGCGGGCAUAUCGAAGGUUGAUUCAUGGCCUCCAGUAUUUGGGUGUCUCCGGGAGUCAUAUACUGUUCGCAGAUUCUGGGGCAAAUUCUGGCAUCAGUAUCUCCGGUGGUCUUACACCAGCGUCUCAACAGCAAUCACCUGUCGUAUCCUCCGCCUUCCCAAGCCCUCCCUAAUUGAACGAUACACAAACUUAACCACGGUCUUCGCCCUCUCUGCAGCAAUGCAUGUGGUCGUUAACAUUAUCGGCGGGAUCGAAGGGGGAAACACCGGCACUGUGCUCUUCUUCCUCUCGCAGGUUGGUGCCAUAGCCUUUGAGGAUAAUGUGCAACAUUGCUGGGCAGUCUUUCUACAGGGGAAGAAAAUUAAUGCAACGGAAACACCACUAUGGCAGCGAUGUGUUGGUUUCAUGUGGGUAUUUUGUUGGCUAAGCGCAACGUUCCCAUGGUGGUGGUACCCUAUUAUCCGGGCACUGGAAGCAUGUGACUGGUCUGAGAUGUUGGAUGUCGUUCAGGGUCUGGGACUGACUAAGUCCAAUCUUUCUGCCUUGGUGGUAGGGGGUGGGGUCUUUUUGCGAAUCGCCUUUGGAGCCGAGAUCUAA
Molecule: messenger RNA, 1738 nt
Organism: Aspergillus sclerotioniger CBS 115572
Lineage: Eukaryota; Fungi; Ascomycota; Eurotiomycetes; Eurotiales; Aspergillaceae
Product: wax synthase family protein
Exons: 2
Coding region: 479-1738 (419 amino acids)
Biological process (GO): lipid metabolic process
Source: RefSeq, a predicted model, not a curated record